Danio aesculapii is the source of this 789-nucleotide messenger RNA. RefSeq names its product crystallin, beta A2b (gene cryba2b). The record is from RefSeq and is a predicted model, not a curated record. Gene Ontology annotation, biological process: visual perception; lens development in camera-type eye. The transcript has 4 exons. Lineage: Eukaryota; Metazoa; Chordata; Actinopteri; Cypriniformes; Danionidae. Gene Ontology annotation, molecular function: structural constituent of eye lens. The coding region runs from base 91 to 684 and encodes 197 amino acids.
UCACGUAAUCCGCCCUGGAGUUUUAAAAUGUGGUUUUGGUAAUGGUCAUCUCCUCUUGUGUUUAGAAAAGCGUGGUGAUCGACAGCAGCCAUGAAUCCGCAGGAGCAGUUGGAGCAGAGGGGGAAGUUUCGGAUGACUGUGUUCGAGGAGGAGCAUUUCCAGGGCAAGAGCUGUGAAUUCUCCUUCGAGUGCCAGAACAUUCUGGAAAGAGACUUCAGGAAGAUCCGCUCCAUUAAGGUGGAGAACGGACCUUGGGUGGGGUACGAGUAUCCUGAGUUCCAGGGCCAGCAGUUUAUCCUGGAGAAAGGAGACUAUCCCUGUUACCAGGCCUGGAGCGGCAACAGCAGCUACAGAACAGAGCACAUGCUCUCUUUCAGACCCAUUAAAUGUGCUAACCACAGUGACAGUAAGAUAACCCUCUAUGAGUGUGAAGACUUCAUGGGCCGUAAAUUUGAGAUGUGUGAGGACUAUCCUUCCAUUCAAGCCAUGGGCUGGUGCAGCAAGGAGGUUCCCUCAAUCAAAGUCAACUCUGGAGCCUGGGUAGGCUAUCAGUUUCCCGGUUAUCGUGGAUAUCAGUACAUCUUCGAGAGAGACAGACACGAAGGAGAGUACAGAUGCUACAAUGACUUCGGCACCCAGGCACACACCAACCAGAUCCAGUCCAUGCGCAGAAUUCAGCAAUAAGAGCCCACCAUGUCAUGCCGUAUCAAUACUAUAGGCAAUAAAGACAUUAUUCAAAUGCUUGUGGCAGUUCCUUGCUUUUUAAAUAAAACAGCUUUUCUGCUCAAA